AGACAGCGAGAGCAUUUGGUGAUCAAGACAUCAUAGACCACGUGACCCCUGUCGACGAAAGAGAGUGAUCUCAUGUUGUUUGGAUCUUCAGCAUAGAUUGCCCAACUGGGACACCUGCUGUGCAAGGUAGCUUUGCAGGAGGCCUCAAAUUGUGAGACACGCUGAGACUCAUCGAAUGAUCUCCUUUUUAUUUUGGCACAUUCGAUGCUUGGAUGUAUACGCAAAUUUGACGACAUGAUGUCCUGCAGACUAUAAGAACCAUCAACAAUCCGUCCGCUUCAAACUGAUGUAGCAGGAACAACAAAUUCAUUGUCAGUUAGCGUCCACCACCACAGAAGUUCCGUGAGAUCGCUAUUUUCCAUCAUGAAGGUCCCUUGCUUCCUUGUAUUUCUUGCGACGACUGUGUCUGCCCAGAAUGUCGCCAUCGGUUUGCCCUGCGAAGGAGAGAACUUGAGUCUGGGAAGUUCGACUGUGGUGCAAAUCCAAAGACCGAAUUCCCUCACAGGGUCUCAGGAAAUAGCCGUUGCGAUCGGUCUAUCAUCUUGCGCGGACUCCAAGUGUUAUUCCUCGGAAGACGUCAUGGGCGCUAUUUUAUAUAACGGUCCCUUCAAGCCAGAGUAUCAUGAAUCCGGCCAGCCACCUUAUCAGAACUUCAGCGUGAAUAUUCCCGAGUCUAUUGGAAAAGGGACGGCGCAACUCAACAUCGCUCAUGUCUCCUUGGUUGGCGCUGGCCCUUUUCCGUUUAUGGAGACAUUGAACCGGACAGUCCUUAUUGCUUAGCAUGCCUCUGAGUCAUUGGAGCUCGGUCUAUAACAUUACUUAUUUAAAGAAAGUCUGAUUGUUGGUGGA
Aspergillus novofumigatus IBT 16806 is the source of this 849-nucleotide messenger RNA. RefSeq lists its product as uncharacterized. Lineage: Eukaryota; Fungi; Ascomycota; Eurotiomycetes; Eurotiales; Aspergillaceae. The record is from RefSeq and is a predicted model, not a curated record. Bases 364 to 780 code for a protein of 138 amino acids. The transcript is spliced from 3 exons.